Molecule: messenger RNA, 2613 nt
Organism: Mytilus trossulus (common blue mussel)
Lineage: Eukaryota; Metazoa; Mollusca; Bivalvia; Mytilida; Mytilidae
Exons: 4
Coding region: 1-2613 (870 amino acids)
Molecular function (GO): protein binding
Source: RefSeq, a predicted model, not a curated record
AUGGCACCCCUCUCGGAAGGAGAAGAGAAUUAUGUACGAUUAGCUUUGUUAUUGAAAGGAGUGGCACCUAGAGCAGUCCGUAUUUAUUUUGACAGAACAUUUCCACCUACGUACUUACCUUCAACGCUCAAUACUUACUACGAUACUCUUGAUACCUUGAAAUUCAGGAGAGUUUUAAACCAGACUCAGUGGAAUCUUUUGUUUCCAACAAAUGGUGUACCUGAUUCAACAACUUUUGAUGUCACAUUGAUGAUUUGCAUGAUUAGAAACUUGGCAUCUAUUAUUCAGCCAAUCGAUGGAUUCGACAGACUUCCACUACCAGUAGAGACAACUCCAGGAGCUGAUCUGGCAAGGAUUAAAUGGUACAGAAAUAUAUUAGCUCAUCAUGAAAGUAACAAAAUGGCCACUGCUGAUUUCAAUACAGCAUGGAGUAAUAUAUCUGAUGCUGUAAGUAGAUUGGGUGGUCAGCCAAUGAAGCAAGAGUGCCAAGAAUUAAAGGUGAAAAUAUUAGAUCAGUCAAAUCAGGAAAUUAUGCUGGAAGUCAAACAAUCACAGAAAGAGAUCGAAGAACUAAGACGUGCUGUGAAUAACCCAAUUCCAUUGAACAUCAGAGGUCAAAUUAAAGAGGAAUUGGAAAUUUGGGCAGAAGAUGAUAAAAUGUUUAUAGAAACAAAUGGAGCAAAGAGUGUAUUAAAACGUAUAAAAGAAAAUGGUUGCGUUGUUGUUACUGGCAGUUCGGGAACAGGAAAAUCUUCGUUGGUGCGUCAUGUUGCCCUUCGAAUGCAAGAAAGUUAUGAGAUCAUACCGAUAACAAAUCCUGAAGAUAUUAUUCAUUGGUACAAUCCAAGUAAACAAAUCAUGUUUGUUGUUGAUGACUUUUGUGGGACAUAUACCAUAAAUCCUAUGAAAUUUGAAAGCUGGAAAAAUCAGAUGGAAAAAAUCAAAUCAUUAGUAGAAAAGAAACUGUUUAAAUUAAUGAUGUCUUGUAGACUACAGGUUUACAAAGAUGCAAAAAUGAAAUCUUUGUCAUUUUAUCAAUCCUGUGAAUGUAAUCUUUUGUCUGAGGAUCUACGUUUAUCAAAAACAGAAAAACAAUAUAUUGCUAAACUUUACUUGAAGACAAAUGCUUCUAAAAUCACGGAAUUAAAUCACAUGUUUGACUGUUUUCCUCUUUUAUGCAAAUUAUACAGCAAAAACACAAAACUGAAAAUGUUAGAGUUCUUUAAAAAUCCAUUUUCAGUUUACAAAGAAGAGAUAGAUAAAUUACAGCUAGAAGGAGCACAUGUCAAAUACUGUGCACUUGCUCUGUGUGUCAUGUUUAACAAUCAUAUUAAAGAAGAAUGGCUCACAGAAGAUGUCGAUGAAGAUAUCAAAACAAUUAUAAAGAACACAUAUGAAGCUUGUAAAGUGGUGAAAGGAACAUCUCGAUUGGUACUUCGUGAUGAGCUGGAUUCACUAACUCAAACGUUUAUCAGAAAGGAUGGUGACGUGUACAGAACUAUUCAUGACAAGCUGUUUGACUUUCUUGCUUAUUACUUUGGCAGUGUUAUGAUAUAUUGUUUAAUUAAACAUGCUUCAUAUAUUUUAAUUCGUGAAAGGUUUUUAUUUGAAAAGGAAAGCAGUAGUGAUGAAUUCAUAAUAACUGUACCGGAAAGAUAUCAGCAAAUGUAUAUACAUAGACUGGUAGAUGACUGGUUUAAAGGAAGGGUAGCAGAUGUCUUCUGUAAUAUCAAUAUGGACAAUCCUAUCUUCACACAAAGGUUUCUUGUACAUGUAAAAGGUUUACAAAUAUCGGAACAAAAACAAUUGGCUAGUAUAUGUGACACAAAAAGCAAUAGCACUUCAUUAAUACAGUGCUCUCAUAUAGGAUAUAUUGAUCUGGUUACAUGGUGUUUACAUCAUUGUAUCGGUAAUGUAAACCAUUGUCGUAAUGAUGGAGUAUCACCUCUGUGGUUGGCUUGUCAGGAAGGACAUACUGAAGUAGUACAGAUGUUAAUAACCAAUAAUGCUGACAUUAAUACGUGUAGAGAUACUGGAGCAUCACCUCUGUUCAUUGCUUGUGAGAAAGGACAUACUGAAUUACUACAGAUGUUAAUAACCAAUAAUGCUGACAUUAAAAAGUGUGCAGAUACUGGAGCAUCACCUCUAUUCAUGGCUUGCCAGAACGGUCAUAAUGAAAUAGUAAAGAUGUUAAUAACGAUUAAUGCUGACACUAAUAAGUGUAGAGAUAAUGAUGAAAUAUCACCUCUGUUCAUAGCUUGCCAACAAGGGCAUAAUGAAAUAGUAAAGAUGUUAACAACGAAUAAUGCUGACAUUAAUAAGUGUAGAGAUACUGGAGCAUCACCUCUGUUCAUUGCUUGUCAGGAAGGACAUGCUGAAGUACUACACACAUUAAUAACCAAUAAAGCUGACAUUAAUAAGUGUACGACUACAGGAGAGUCUCCUGUAUUUAUAGCUUGUUUUUUCGGUCAUACAAAGAUUGUUGAAUUGUUAUUAAGGAAUGAUGCAGACGUUAACCUUAAAUGUGGAGCACUAACACCCCUAGAUAUUGCAAGAAUAUUAAAUCAUUCCAAUGUUGUACAUGUUUUACAAAAUCAAAAUAAUAUGCUGUAA